This is a messenger RNA of Punica granatum (pomegranate), 1282 nucleotides long. Lineage: Eukaryota; Viridiplantae; Streptophyta; Magnoliopsida; Myrtales; Lythraceae. The record is from RefSeq and is a predicted model, not a curated record.
UCAUUAGCGAGUUUUGCUUUAUUUUAAUUGAUUUUUAAUUGAGGAGAUAAAGGGAUACCCAAAAUCAGAACCAUGAAACCUACUGCGACAAUGGCGGAGUUCUUUGCUGAGGUUCAGAUUCCCCAUCAGAAAUUCUACUCCUCCGCGCCCUUCCCUUCGGUCUUGGCCCCGGUGGCGGCUCAGCGGAGCUCGGCCGCCCUCCUGGCCCGAUCCGUCAAGUCCCAUAGACCGUACCUUGAGUCUCUGCUCCACAAGAGCGGGGCCCUGCUGCUCAGGGGCUUCGGGGUGAACACCGCGGAGGAGUUCAACGACGUCGUGGAGGCGUUCGGGUUCGAAGAGCUGCCCUAUGUGGGCGGAGCGGCCCCGAGGACCAACGUCGUCGGCCGUGUUUUCACCGCCAACGAGUCCCCGCCCGACCAGAAGAUCCCCUUCCACCAUGAAAUGGCUCAGGUCCCGGAGUUUCCGUCCAAAUUGUUCUUCUUCUGCGAGGUAGAACCCGAGAGCGGAGGAGAGACCCCCAUAGUUCUCAGCCACAUCGUGUACGAGAGGAUGAAAGAGAAGUACCCGGACUUUGUUCGGCGAUUAGAGGAGCAUGAUCUGAUGUAUAUUCGUGUUCUAGGAGAAGAUGAUGACCCCUCAUCUCCCAUUGGCCGUGGCUGGAAAUCUACAUUCUUGACAGACGACAAGAGCAUUGCUGAGAAAAGAGCUGCUCAUCUGGGAAUGAAACUGGAGUGGACCGAAGACGGUGUAAAGACAAUAAUGGGCCCAAUCCCGGCAAUCAAGUUCGACGGCUCUAGGAACCGGAAGAUCUGGUUCAACAGCAUGGUGGCUGCAUACACAGGCUGGAAGGACUUGAGGAACGAUCCUGAAAAGGCUGUCACUUUUGGGAACGGUGAGCCCCUGCCUUCUGAUGUGAUCCACGACUGCCUAAGGAUCCUAGAAGAAGAGUGCGUAGCCAUUCCUUGGAAGAAAGGCGAUGUUUUGUUGAUUGAUAACUGGGCCGUGCUCCAUUCCAGAAGAUCUUUCACUCCACCUAGACGAGUCCUGGCUUCACUAUGCAAGUAGAAGUAUACGAGUACCGUUAACGAUAGAACGAAAAUGCUUGAGCACUGAUAACACACGGCUAUAGUUGUGCCAGUAUUCAUGCAAGAGAAACUUAAGAUCCGUAAGUUCGUAAGGAGUGUAUAUAUGGUAUCGUACUGUAUAUCGAAAAACCAAUCUAGUGCUCCUCGAUUACUAUUAAAUCUCAUCUGCAUUCACCAAAUCUGCAGUUCUCAGGUAA